Molecule: messenger RNA, 581 nt
Organism: Vombatus ursinus (common wombat)
Lineage: Eukaryota; Metazoa; Chordata; Mammalia; Diprotodontia; Vombatidae
Gene: PLEKHA3
Product: pleckstrin homology domain containing A3
Exons: 4
Coding region: 78-581 (167 amino acids)
Biological process (GO): receptor recycling; endosome organization; retrograde transport, endosome to Golgi
Cellular component (GO): early endosome; recycling endosome; trans-Golgi network
Source: RefSeq, a predicted model, not a curated record
GGAGCAGCGGCGCCCGGAGAGGAGGAGGCCGAGCUGGGGCGCCCGCGAGGAGGAUGCGCGGCACCGGGUUCUGAAGGAUGGAGGGGGUUCUGUACAAGUGGACCAAUUAUCUCACAGGUUGGCAGCCUCGCUGGUUUGUUUUAGAUAAUGGGAUAUUAUCCUAUUAUGAUUCGCAGGAUGAUGUGUGUAAAGGGAGCAAAGGAAGCAUAAAGAUGGCAGUUUGUGAAAUUAAAGUCCACCCGGCAGACAAUACAAGAAUGGAAUUAAUCAUUCCAGGAGAGCAGCAUUUCUACAUGAAAGCUGUGAAUGCCGCCGAGAGGCAGAGGUGGCUAGUCGCUCUGGGCAGUGCGAAAGCUUGUUUGACUGACACUAGAGCAAAAAAGGAAAAAGAAAUAAGUGAAACCAAUGAAUCUUUGAAAACCAAAAUGUCUGAACUUCGCCUCUACUGUGACCUCUUAAUGCAGCAAGUUCAUACCAUACAAGAAUUCGUCCAUCAUGAUGACAGUCAUUCAUCCCCCAGUGUAGAGGUAUUGAGUGUAAUGUUCUAUGCAGGUCUGAUCAUAUUUGGAGUCACCUUGUAG